AUGACAUCAGUCGAGAAAAUACUUAUUCAAGGGAUACGUAGUUUCGAUUAUAAAGAACCAAGUGUCAUUGACUUUUAUAAACCAUUGACUUUGAUCGUCGGUGUCAAUGGUGCUGGCAAGACAACGAUUAUAGAAUGUUUAAAAUAUGCAAGUACAGGUGAAAUGCCACCAAACUGUUCGAAUGGUCAAGCAUUUAUUCAUGACCCAAAGAUUGCAGGAGAGGCAGAAGUAAAAGCACAGAUCAAACUUAGAUUCAAGACACCUAAUGGUAAGCCUAUCGUAGCUGCUCGGUCAAUGUCGCUGAUACAAAAACCACACAACAAACAAGAGUUUAGACAGAUUGAUUCGUCGCUACAGAGUUUCAACAAUGAUGGGCAAAAAGUGAGCAAGAGUUAUCGAUGCAGUGAUCUCGACAAGGAAAUACCAGAGUUGAUGGGUGCUGCCAAACCAGUUCUCAAAAACGUUAUCUUUUGUCAUCAAGAAGAGUCCAAUUGGCCACUCUCUGAAAGUGCAAAGCUAAAGGUCAAGUUUGAUGAAAUCUUUAGUGCCGUUCGUUACACCAAAGCUCUCAAAUCAAUCAAAGAUAAAAAGAAAGAAUUAAAUACUCAACUUAAAGAAUUUAAAUUGAAAUUGGAAGUUGUUGAUACAAAUAGAGAACAUGCUCAUCGAUUAACAAAAGAAGUAAAACAAAUGGAGAAUCAAGUUGUUUCAUUAAAAGAUUCAAUUCAAAGAAUGAAUGAACAGUUGGGACAGAAAAGAGAGAUUGUUGAAAAGAUUGCAAGAGCAAUGAAGAAUGUUGAUUCGGUGAUUUCAGAGGUACAGGUAAUGGAAGCAAGAAAGAAUGAAAUGGAAAGAAACAAAAAUCAAAUCUACAAUUCAUUGGUAGAGGUGUUUGAGGAGCCAGAUGAAGAGUUGGUGUUUAUGAUCAAGGGAUUCGAUGAAGAGGUUAAUAGAAUGCAUUCAGCCUAUCAAGAACUAUCAGAGAAUCAAGCAAGACUUGUACAGGAAAAGGAACAAGCUGCAAGAGAGAUGAAUAGAUUGGCUGUUGAAAGUGGUCAAGCCAAAGCAUCUUUGACUACAAAAAAGAAAAAUGAACAAGAACGUGAUGCUCAUAUUAGUGACCUAGUCAAACGAUAUCAUAUCAUCAAUGGUGAAGAUGAUACAAAUCCAUCGAUUGACCAAUUACUUGGGUUACUCGCAACCAAAUUUCAAGAAAUCAACAGUAUGAUUGAAGAAGAUAGAAAGAGUAAUCAAGAGAGUCUCUCAUCGAUACAAGAAGAUUUAAACAAUCAAACUGGUAAAAGACAAACACUUCGUGAGAGAAUACAUCAAUUCUCUACUCAAAUCGAUGACAAUAACCAAAAACUAAACAACUAUGACAAAGAACGUACAAGUGUAAUCAACCUAAACAAAAAUCUAGAAGCAUUUGCUCAACAAUCAAAUGUUUUACAAGAUGAAAUAGAACAACUAGAACAAACAACUGCCAAUAGUAAUAAUCAAUCAUUGAUCACUGCAAAGACAGAAGAAAAGAAAUCAAUUGAACAACAAAUGGAAAUAUCAAAUGACGAAAUUAGAAAAAUGUCAUCUCAUGCAACCAUCAUUUCAAGAAUCAAUCAACUUAAAAAAGAUAUCCUCUCCAAACAACAAUUAAUCGAUUCAAAACUACAAGAGAAUCAAGUGCAAUUAAAACAGAUUCUAGGUUCAAAUAACCAACCAAAAGUCAAUGGAUUAUUUCAACAAUUGAUCAAAUCAAAAAAGGAAUUGGAUGAAUCCUUGUCGAUCAAACAAGAGGAAUUUGAUGAUAUCAAUGAUCAAUUAAAUCGUUCAGAAAAUGAACUUCGACUCUAUCGUGAUGAAUUGUCAAAGAAAAAUCAACAAUUAUCAACUAUUAAACCAAAACUUUCAAUUUUGGAUCAAGAUGAAUUAAAAGAUUUAUCAAAAUCAAUUUCAAUUUUAAAUUUAAAAUUACAUAAAUUAGAAAAAAAUUAUGCAAUUUUAGAAUCAGAAGAUAUAUUAUAUAAAGAAUAUAUAGAAAAAGCUCAUGAUGAAAAAGAAUGUGCAUUGUGUGAAAAAGAAUUAAAUGAAGAAUUACCACAAUUUGUAGAGAAACUACAACAACAUACACAUGAUAUCCCACUUAAAUUGGAAGAUAUCAAAAAAGAAAUGAACCAGACUAGAAAACGUUAUGAACAAUUGGAAGCAAUCAAACCUCAAUACGACAUUUAUAUUCAAUUGUCAGAGACUGAAAUACCACAACACAAUAAGAGACAAGAAGAGAUUUUAAAAAGUAUUUCAAGUUUGGAACCAACUCGUCAACUCGUUACCACUGAACUCAAUGAAAUUAAAUCAAAAAGAGAAAAUUGUAACAAAAUGCUAUUGAUUGCCGAAAGAUUGGAUCAGGUACAAAAGGAAUCACUCGAAUUAGAGGCAGAUUUAAAAUCAACUUCUAGUCAAAUACAAAAUGAUAGUUUGAUCGAUCAAAAUGAAACUCUAGAGUCGAAAAUGUCAAGAUAUGAUCAACUUCAAAAAGAAAUAGCAGUCUUGUCACGUUCUAUUGACGAUCUAUCAAAUCAAUCAAAGAAAUUGGCAGAAACUUUAAUGUACAAAAAACAACAACUCUUAUCCUUAAAAGAAAAAUUAUCAAAUCAAAAAGGUUCAGAACAAAUUUUAGAAAGAAUUAAACAAUCUGAAAUUGAAACAAAUAAUAUUAUUUCACAAUUGACAAAAAAUUUACAGUCAACAAAACAAGAAAUGAAAGAAUUGGGAUCAUUAAUUGAAAUUAAACAAAAAGAAAUGCAAGAAAAAACAUUAGAGAAUGAAACUAGAAAUAGAGAGUUGGUACAAGAAAAGACGAUAUUUGAACGUAAAUUGCAUCAAUUAAGAUCGGUGAUUAAUCAAAUUGCGAGUGCAGGAGAUGUUGAAUUAAAGCAUAAAACUAUUGUGGAAGCAAUCGAAACGAUUGGUGUACAAAUUUCAACGGUUGACCAAGACAUGGCUACUGGUAGUGGACACUUGGAAGCAAUUAAAAGUCAAUUGAGCGAACGUGACAAGGCCAAGCGAGCCAUCACAGACAACUUGCAAUACCGUCAACUCAAGCUAAACAUUGAAACAAUGUUGAACCAAAUCCAGAGAAAAAAGGAUGUCAUUGGCUCAAUGAUCACUGCCGAAGAUGCUGCCAAUCAUAAAAGUCUAUCUGCCGAUAUUAGCGUUUUAAAGAGUCGUGUUGAUCAAUCGACAGGUUCCGUUGAAGCACUCGAACAACAAAAGAGAAAUCUUACACAAGAACUCAACAAACCUGUCUACAAGACUGUCGAUGAAGUGUAUCGUGACUUGUUGGUUCAAAUUGAAACAUUGGAUUUUGUCAACAAGGAUAUGGAUAAAUAUUACAAGGCGUUGGACAAGGCGUUGAUGAAAUACCAUACACUCAAGAUGGAAGAGAUCAACAAGACCAUAAGAGAGUUGUGGCAAUCGACCUACAAGGGCAAUGAUAUCGACACGAUCGAGAUUCGCUCAGAAGAGGCAACUGGUGCCAAAAAGACACUCAACUACCGUGUGGUCAUGGUCAAGGGUGAGGUUGAACUCGAUAUGCGUGGUCGUUGUAGUGCCGGUCAAAAGGUGCUUGCCUGUCUUAUUAUUCGUUUGGCAUUGGCCGAAAACUUUUGUUCAAGUUGUGGUAUCUUGGCACUCGACGAGCCAACCUCGCAUUUGGAUCGUGCCAACAUUGAAAGUUUUGCUACCGGUCUUCUCAACAUUAUCGAAGCACGAAAGAAUCAACGUGGAUUCCAACUCAUUAUCAUUACUCACGAUGAAGAGUUUGUUCAAUACUUGUCUCGUGGCAAUUUUGCAGAUUAUUAUUGGCGUGUCACCAAAGAUUCAAAUCAACAUACCUCUAUUGAAAAGAAAGAAAUUUCUAAAAUCUAA
Cavenderia fasciculata is the source of this 3921-nucleotide messenger RNA. RefSeq names its product DNA recombination/repair protein (gene rad50). Gene Ontology annotation, biological process: telomere maintenance via telomerase; telomere maintenance via recombination; double-strand break repair. Bases 1 to 3921 code for a protein of 1306 amino acids. Gene Ontology annotation, cellular component: Mre11 complex; nucleus; condensed nuclear chromosome. Lineage: Eukaryota; Evosea; Eumycetozoa; Acytosteliales; Cavenderiaceae. Gene Ontology annotation, molecular function: G-quadruplex DNA binding; double-stranded telomeric DNA binding; single-stranded telomeric DNA binding. The transcript has 5 exons. The record is from RefSeq and is a predicted model, not a curated record.